This is a messenger RNA of Thunnus maccoyii (southern bluefin tuna), 3955 nucleotides long. Its product is annotated as transmembrane protein 65-like. The coding region runs from base 316 to 1086 and encodes 256 amino acids. The record is from RefSeq and is a predicted model, not a curated record. Lineage: Eukaryota; Metazoa; Chordata; Actinopteri; Scombriformes; Scombridae. The transcript is spliced from 8 exons. Gene Ontology annotation, biological process: regulation of cardiac conduction; cardiac ventricle development. Gene Ontology annotation, cellular component: mitochondrion.
GAGGAAAGCAGCUCUGCUAUUGGAAAGUAUUUUCGGGCUGUGCUGGCCCUCCCAUCCGCCUCACACCAUCCAGUCAGCCAGAGGUUACACCAGCCGGACUUACGGUCGCAAAAAUGUGAUUUUGCGCAAAUACUUCAGCCGAUUAGGUGUUUGAGGUUUUGUGCGUCUGUCUACAAAAUCGCAUAGAAGGUAAAUAAGAAACGUAUGCGUCGCAGCGGUUUGUGUAUUCUCAAGGUUUCCUCUGGAGGUUGUUGGACGGGACAGCGGAGCAUCGACUGAGGUUCCCGGCGCAUCGCUCUACUCCUCAUCCCAGAGAUGCUGCCCAGCCUGCGGAGAGUGCUGCGGCCCGUUUUCUCUAUGAGAGCCGGGACCGGGCUGGCUAGAGUCGGACUCAGCAACAACCAAACAUCCGCCGUAGCAUCCCCGGGCCGGCUCGCCUCAGAGCCGCCGCUCUUCAUGCUGGUGCAGCGGUGUAACCUGGGCACGCACCCGCUGAAGGAGCCCGUGGAGCCACUCAACUCGCCCCGGGGAGCAAAGGAGUUUAUUUAUAGCCUUCAUCCGUCUGAGCGCACCUGCCUGCUGCGGGAACUGCACAGGUUCGAGUCCAUAGCCAUAGCUCAAGGGCAGCUGGAAAUUGCACCACCGACUGCAGCACAAUUAAGAUAUGUUCUGCUGCACAAUGCGCUCCCUUUUGUUGGAUUUGGAUUCCUGGACAACUGCAUCAUGAUCGUUGCGGGCACACAGAUUGAGUUAUCUAUUGGAGUGAUUCUGGGCAUUUCGACUAUGGCUGCUGCUGCCCUUGGCAACCUGGUGUCUGAUCUGGCAGGACUAGGGCUAGCAGGUUAUGUGGAGGCCCUGGCAUCUCGGCUGGGGAUGCAGAUUCCUGACCUGAGUCCAAAGCAGGCUGAUAUGUGGCAGACCAGAGUCAGCUCCCACUCGGGUAAAGCCAUUGGCGUUGGGAUCGGCUGUAUCCUCGGCAUGUUUCCUCUUCUGUUCUUCAAGGAUGACGAUGAGAAGAAAGAUGGACAGAAGGAGGCGCAGGAAAAAACACAACCACCUGCUACAACAGAGAGCAGCAAAAACUGAAACUGUCAGCUCAGCCGUGACAAAUACUAUUUGGAAUCCAUUAGAAUACUUUAAACUGGGACUGAUGGGCCUUACCUGGUGGAGUGGAGUGUAUGGAAAUGUCACCGAACCCCAUACAAUCUUAAUUACUGGGUACUUUACCUUGUGAGGCUCAAUCAAACUAUGAAAGGUAUUCUGAAGAGGAUUUUAGAUAUUAUUUGAUUGUGAACUUAAGCACAGGGACCUGGCCGUCUCUUGAAGAGACAAGAGACCGUUGAUUCAUUGGACUGCUGCUACUUCAACUAUUGCACCGUAACCUCGUCUUGUUUUGACUGACCGACACAAGCUGAAAUUCAUUUAUCUAAAACACUGCAGUGGCCUCUUUCACUCCUCUAUUCUGAGUCUGUUGAAUGGGACAAAUAUGAUCCUCUCAGCACUUAGAUAGUAAGAUGACGAGUAAGUUGAGUGAGGGUUUAAAUGCUCCCUAAAAUGACACAACUAACUUUGGAACCAGUGCAAGAAAAAAACAAUAUCAGAUCUCAUUCAGAAAAAUUCUGCAAAGUAUUUUGACAUUUAAAGGUUCUUGUUUUCUUAGUAAUUUAUCAAUUAAUAGAGGAGGACUGAACAAAGAGCCAUCAUACAGUAUAUUUGGGUUUGGUUAUGCAGUGUUAAAAACUGUGUGUGGGUGGUGAGGCUGAUGAGUCAAGAAAAGAGGGUCACAUUUGCAUAUAAGAUGCACCCUUCCACAUUAAGUACAUUAUUUUUCAGUUUAAAAAGCAUGUCUGCCUUUUGAUGAUUUCAAAGUCUUAAACUGUCUGCCUCUCCAAGCUCCGUGACAAACAGACAGCUACUAUUAGUGGAAAUACAGACGGUUAAAUAGGUAACACCUGCUAGCUGCUGCUUUGGAAUUUUUUUGUUUUUUCAUUUGUGAUGAAGCCUUUAUUAUAUGCUUUUAUGCUUUUAUUCACCCAAAGCAGUAACUUGCACAAAAUGUCUCCUGUGUAUACUGUAUGUAGAUAGGUGCAGAUCUACAAAAUAUAACCUUUUUAAAGUUUGGUACCUUCGUCAGAUGAGCUGAGCAGAAAGGAGAGAGAGAAAGACACACAGAGCGAGGAAGAGACAGAAAGUAGCUGGAACAGAAAGAUAAGAAAUACCAACGCUGAACCACCUGAGACCUCUGUCCCAUUUGCAAUGACCUGCUGGCUCCAGUAUCGUGUGAUUUAUCUCCUUCGGCUCUGCAUCAGUCAACCUGCUUCGGAACAUCUCUAGCAUGCUUGGCGACUGAAGCUUCAAAUUCACUUUCAAUUAUAGAGUAAUAGCAAAGACCAGCUUGGAAAUACUCAUAACCAUAGCUGAGUGAUUGCUUUCAGUCUACAUAUAUAUAUAUUAUAAUGUCUUUGCUCUACUGCCCUCCACUGGUUGACAGUAAGAAUUUUCUCUGUUUGCUACCACAGCCACACACUUCUCGUUUUAAUUUAUCACCUAUUUGCUUUUCCUGUUUAAUAUUCAAAACCCUCGGUGUCAAGCUUCUCUAGCUAUAAUUUAUCAAUCUACCGCUUUAUGGUUAUUGCUCUUUAUCCUUGUUCUUCCUUUGAUAUGCAAACUAGGCAAUCCCAGCAUCUGACAGCCACGAAGCAGGACGGCAGAGAGGAUAUAUUUGGGAUGAUAACACACUACCAUCCAAUCCAAGUCUUAAUUCUGCUGUCAUUGAUUUCCUAAUUUAUCUUUUGAAGAGUUCUGUUUUUUCAGCUGCUCAGCACAGGUUGCUUAUCUCAGCAGCAGAACUGAAGACUCUUGUUUAAGGCGUUUAAUCUGUUUAGAAGCAGGAAUGAAAGCAAGCAGCUGUGUAUCACUGAAUGGAAUUUCCUCUCAGAAAAUGUAUUUAUUUUUGUUAGAAUAUUCAGACUUGUAUUCAUGUAUGUUCUCACUGUAUAUUCUCCAGAUCUUAAUGGACAAUGUGUUCAACAGCAUUCUCCAACAGGAAGGACACUGCAGUUGAUUUCUCUGUGUUAUAGUGCAUAACUAAACUCUCUAGACAUGCUCUUAAAACACACUGACAAAGAAGACUUGCCCUGUAUGAGAUUGUUUUAGUAAUUUAUGAUGUGGGUAAUUGUGAUCCUAAAAAGCGGUAAAAAUGAAGAAAAUGUAUAAUGACUUGAGCAUAUUUAUGUAGUUAGGCUUUUUGAUCUGAUUGCUUGAUCUCCACUUUGCAUGCACUAAUAAUAAAAAAAAACUAUUGUACAUGUUUACUUUGCUAUAAUAUUAAUAAAAAACUCGAGUAUGUUCUAAAAUUAUGCAUUACAGCAGGAUCCGAAAACAUAGAAAACAUGAGUAACUCAGGCUGAAUUAACAUGCUAAAGAUUAGAUCUUUAUGGUCAAAAAUACAUAUAUUUUUAUGGCUGUCUUAAUAGGAAUGAAGCAAAUGAUAUCUCCCUUUGUAGACUAUAAACACCAGGAUCAUGGAGGUAGUGCAGAUGGCAACAGGGCCCUCUGCUGGGAUGUGAACUGGAACAUACAGUGCAGAGAUUUGAACCCUACAUUGAGCAGAAUGUUUUGAGAAACACAGGCUUUUAUACAGUAGUUUCCGGUAAUAGUAGCAAUUUGUCCCCUUGCAUUGUAUCAUUCAACUGACUGUCUUAGUCCUUUUAGUCAGUCGCAGUAAGAAAAUAUAAUCUCAGUGUCAAAAUAAUUUUGGAAGCUCCUAUCCUUUUCCUAAAUUGACUUUGCACUGUACCACCAAUAUGUAUUUGUAAUAUGUUGUAAGAGGGAACGCAUAAAAGAUUCAAAAGUCAGCUCAAAGUCAAUGCAUUAUCUUGAAUUGAUGUAAUUUUGUUUUUAAAAAGACAGGUGGAAGAUGACUGGAAAAGCACAUUAAAUUAUUCUUCAAGGG